CAGACGCCCGCCCCCGGAGUUGCAAACACAAACUCCCGGGAGACCCCUGGCACUGCCUGCUAUUAGCCCCUCCAGGAACCCGCAGUACUUCUCCUUCCGAACACUACACCAUGGCCACAGAUCUUCCCUACGCAGCAGACGCGCAAGUCUCUCUCUCGUACGACGAGCUAGAGGUGCUCAGAUCGCAAUACCAGAAGGAACUCGCUCAGUCCCACGUCACCGUACAGACUAAGUUCAACUAUGCAUGGGGUCUGGUAAAGAGCCCCGUUCACGACCACCAAGUGGAGGGUGUGCGGUUGUUACAGGACAUCUACAGGACAGAGGCGGGACGACGCCGAGAAUGUUUGUACUACAUCGCACUUGGGUACUACAAGAUGGGGAACUAUGAGGAUGCGAAGAGUUUCAAUGAUCUAUUAUUGGGGAAAGAGCCCCAAAAUCUCCAAGCCCAGAGUCUCUCUGCUCUGAUUGACCAGGCUGUUACCAGAGAGGGAUACGUGGGCAUGGCUCUCACAGGGGGGGUCGUGGCACUGGGGACGCUUCUCCUAGCGGGCAUUAUACGGCGAUCUCCUUGAUAUGUUUUU
This is a messenger RNA of Pisolithus orientalis, 581 nucleotides long. RefSeq names its product mitochondrial fission 1 protein. Lineage: Eukaryota; Fungi; Basidiomycota; Agaricomycetes; Boletales; Pisolithaceae. Gene Ontology annotation, molecular function: protein binding. The record is from RefSeq and is a predicted model, not a curated record. The coding region runs from base 111 to 572 and encodes 153 amino acids. Gene Ontology annotation, biological process: peroxisome fission; autophagy of mitochondrion; mitochondrial fission. Gene Ontology annotation, cellular component: peroxisomal membrane; mitochondrial outer membrane. The transcript is spliced from 6 exons.